AUGGUUAAAUUUCCUCCUGUAACCGCUGAGGUUAAACCUCUAGCGCAUCUUCUUAAACUUGCUGAUGAGCAUGACGAAAGAAACAUUGUAGUAGCUUAUUGGGCUCGAAUGUCUGCAUGUUUAUUGGCUCUCCAGUUAGUACCUGGUAAAAAGUCUCCUCAGACAGCUGAAUUAAUGCGUGCCUUAUUGGAUUGGUUGGAACAAACAAAAAAAGCUAAUCAUGAAAAUGAAGGAAUAACAAGUGAGACUACAGCUCAAGCACUGAUUGAAGAAUAUGCCUUACGUUUGUUCAGUUAUGCUGACCAGCAAGAUCGAGCCCAAAUUUUUAACAAAAAUACAGUGAAAACUUUUUACACUGCUGGUAUUUUGAUGGAUGUCUUGGAUCAGUUUGGUACAUUACCAGAUGAUAUUAGAGAAAAACGAAAAUAUGCAAAAUGGAAGGCAGCAUAUAUUCACAAUUGUCUAAAAGCUGGGGAAACUCCAAUGUCUGGACCACCAAGGUCUUACAAUGAAGAUGGUGAUGAUGAUGGUAUUGUCCAUAAUAGUCAAUUAUCUCAAGAAGAACUUUCCACCUAUACUAAGUAUACUGGGCCAGUCAGUUUUGAUGAUGCAAAAAAACCUAUGGCGCCCCCAUCACCACCACCAGAAAUUCCAUUCAUUCCUCCAAAGCCAAUGGGUCCUAACAAUGAGGAUAAUUCCAACUAUGCAGGUGGUUUUUCCCACGUCCCAGCUUCCUCACCUAUCACUCCUCUUGCUCCUGUCAAUCCAACUCCAUUUUUCCCACCAGCUCCUGCUGAACCUUCACCAGCCCCUAUAACUCCUUCUGAACCUUUUAAACCUGCAGUUGCUCCGAAAUCAGCUGUGACUGGCUAUGCUCCAUCUCCAGCUGUUAUUCAAAAAGCACAAAAGUAUACAAAAUUUGCUACAUCUGCAUUGAACUAUGACGAUGUGAAAAGCGCCAUGGAUAAUCUACAGAAAGCAAUGAAUCUGUUGCAAUGCGGAGCUGAAGAAUAA
Messenger RNA from Psylliodes chrysocephalus, 1014 nucleotides. NCBI's taxonomy places the organism in Eukaryota, Metazoa, Arthropoda, Insecta, Coleoptera, Chrysomelidae. The record is from the annotation of a GenBank genome assembly.